Messenger RNA from Peronospora farinosa, 1806 nucleotides. The record is from the annotation of a GenBank genome assembly. NCBI's taxonomy places the organism in Eukaryota, Oomycota, Peronosporomycetes, Peronosporales, Peronosporaceae.
AUGUCAUUAUCUUCAGACUCUGACAGCGACACAGGCAAGCGUAAAGGCUUUAAAAUCGGUUCAUCGGGGACUCCAGUUCGCUGGAACGGAGACGACUGGACUUUCUACAAGCAUGCCAUGAUUAAUGCUUUCGAGGAGAGCUUAUUGGAUCAGAUCGCUAUCGGAAAGGAGACUUUGGACGAUACUUGGAAUGCUGAACAGAAAGGUGAAUUCAAGAAGAAGCAAGCGAAGAUCAAGAUAUUGAUUCAAGGAUCGCUUUCGAUGAAACUUGCGAAGCAAGUGAUGAUGAAAGGGACAGGCACGGAGAUGUGGUCCGAACUCGUAUCGAUAUAUGAGGGCAAGCCAAAUCCUGCUAUGACCGCGCAGAAGGUGUAUCGUUUACAAGGCGAGCUACACAGGACUCACAUGCGUGGAAAGGGCAACGUGCGAAGCCACCUACACAAGCUUUUUGAUAUUAAAAAUCAACUUGCGAAUUUAGGCUCGCCCGUGAAUGACUUGCAGAUGGUGAAUCGAAUGCUGCGAAGUCUUCCGGCACUAACGUGCUAUGAUGAAUUACGACGCAAAGUCUUAUUCAGCUCUAAUAUGACGAAGUACACACCAGAUCUACUUCGAGAGAUGAUCAUUACUGCUGAAUCGAGAAGUGAAGACUGGGAAGGUAAUAUCUUCGGCUACAAGGAGCGAAAGAGGACCCAGGGCAAGCACGGUGGCAGUAAACAAGGUAGGGGGCCACACAAACCUUUGGACAAGAAGCCAGCAACCAAGACAAGGAGUGAUGGUUGUUAUAAUUGUGGUGGGGAUCAUUUUAAACGUGAUUGCCCGGAUCUGGAUGGAAAGAAGAACGCAAGAACAAAUUACGCGUGUUCAGGCGGGACACCAUUAGAACAAGGAGUCAAAGAAAAUCGGGACGAUGAAAGUGAAGAUGCACAAAAGCGUGAAGUCGUGAUUGGAGAAGUUGUCAAGCUUGUCGAUAAAGACUAUGAACCUUGUCGAUGGUACUUUGACACGGGGUCCAAUGCACAUAUCACAGCGUGCAAAGAGUACUUCACGACGCUGCAAAGCAUGGAAGAUAGCGAGUGGAACCCAACUAUCUCGAGGUUUGCUGACGGCGUCGAUGCCAAAGCGGAAGGAUUUGGGACUAUCCUUCUUGAAGCUAUGGUUGACGAGCAAAUGGUGAUGUUGAUGAUUGAGGAUGUUUUGUACGUCCCAAGUGCUGGCUGCAACCUUUUUUCACCUGGGUUAUCACUAGACCAAGGAUUUAAGAUGACGUGGGAAAAUGAUGCGCGAUUGUUCGGAAUGAUGAAAGAUGGAGCAGAUGUGAUUCGAACGUCUUAUGAAAACCACCUGUGGACAUUUUUGACUCACAACAUCAGCAGUUGUGUGAACAUAAAGGGCCGCAUUAAAGACAAGAAGACAGUAUUUGCAAACUUUGCUGUUACGGAUGGUGUUGCAGACAUUGACGUCUGGCAUGGAAGACUUGGACAUGUAUGUCCAGAGUACAUCAGGCUGAUGGUUGAUUGUGGAUUAGCUAAGGGUAUCAUGCUUCAACGCCGGGGUAAAGUUGACUGUGCGGAUUGCCACUUCGGCAAGCAACGCAGAAAGACAUACCGUAAGACACUCGACAGGAACAUCACGAGAGUGAAUGAUGUUAUUUUCGCUGACUUACUUAUACCUGGGGUGAGUAAUGGAUCACCAUAUUCCGCGGUUCUAGUGGUCAUGGAUGGCUUCUCGCGCUACGUGAAGACCUAUUUGUUGAAGUCUAAGACCGAGGGCGAAGUGAACCAACAUAUAAAGAAUUAUAUAAAGUAA